AUGUCUUCCAUGCCGUGGCAAGAAGUGGUCCGACAAAAGUGUGAAACGAGAAAAGAUCUGGUCGAGGCCCAUCUCAAGACCAUCAACGGCGAACACGAUAGUUCUGUUGGCAUCUGUGAUAUUGACAACAUCGAGACCUUGACUAGACUUCUGGCCAGUGGAGAGAUCACGGCCCGUGAUGUUGUGCAAGGUUAUGUCCGAAUGUGGGAGAAAAUCAGUCUCGCCAAGUUUUCUCUGCUGACAACAAACUGUCUGACUGAGGUGUUUUUCGACGAUGCUCUGGUCGAGGCUGAUCGAUUGGACGACUACUUUCGACAACACAAGAAGUUGAUUGGACCCCUACACGGCGUGCCGAUCACUCUCAAAGAUCAAUUUGACGUCCAAGGCGCCGACUCGACCAUCGGGUACGUGUCGAGGGCGUACAAGCCGGCGAAAAAGGAUGCCGUUGUCGUACAGGUUCUCAAACAAAUGGGUGCCGUCAUCCUGGCCAAGACCAAUCUUCCCCAGAGUAUAAUGUGGUGUGAAACGGAAAAUCCUCUUUGGGGAUUGACGACGAAUCCCAAAAAUCGCGACUUCACCCCCGGCGGUUCGACGGGUGGUGAAGGUGUGCUUCUCUCAACCAAGGCGUCCAUGGUCGGAUGGGGUACCGACAUCGGCGGGUCGAUACGCAUUCCCAGUCACAUCAACGGACUUUGGGGGUUGAAACCCACGAGUCCAAGGUUACCAUAUCGCCGAGUUGCGGUGUCGACAGAGGGUCAAGAACACGUUCCUUCUUCGGUCGGGCCGAUGACGAGGAGCUUGUCAUCGUUGUGCACGGUGAUGAAGUGUGUACUCGAAUCAAAACCGUGGACAUUGGACCCAAAGGUCGUCCCCAUUCCUUGGAGACAAGACGUUUGCGACGAGGUUCAAUCUCGACCGCUGACCAUAGGUGUCUUGGUCGACGAUGGAGUGGUUAAGGUGCACCCACCGAUAGAGAGACUACUAGGUGAACUUGUGGACAAGAUUCGAGGUGCAGGACAUGAAAUUGUCAAAUGGGAUCCAACUGGCCAUCGAGAAUGUAUUGAAAUUAUGGACCAAUUCUAUACGGCCGACGGUGGUGAAGAUGUGCGACGUGAGGUGGAAGCCGGAGGAGAGCCUUUCAUUCCACAUGUCCAAGCACUCGUCAAUCGCGGCAAAGCUAUUUCUGUGUACGCGUAUUGGCAACUGAACAAACAAAAACUGGCCGCCCAAAACGCAUACAACGACAAAUGGAGUUCCGUCAGAGGACCGUCGGGUCGCUCGGUCGACGUGGUGUUGAUGCCGACCAUGCCUCACACGGCCGUACCCCAUCGAACUUGUCGAUGGGUGGGAUAUACCAAAGUUUGGAAUUUUCUGGAUUAUCCGGCGUUGUCAUUUCCCGUGGGAAGCGUUGAUGCGGCGAUCGAUGUCUCUCGGGAGCAUCAACCCAGAAACCCGUAUGACGAGUGGAAUUGGAAACUGUACAACCCCAAAACGAUGCACGGUCAUCCGGUUGGGUUGCAAAUUGUCGGACGUAGAUUCGAAGAGGAAAAGGUGCUGGGGGUUGCCUCGGUGAUCGAACGACUUUUGUUAGACCGUGUCACUUCUCCCAUUCAUGAUUCCAGCUUUCCAAAAGGUGGGGGAAACUGA
Fonsecaea multimorphosa CBS 102226 is the source of this 1647-nucleotide messenger RNA. RefSeq lists its product as uncharacterized. The transcript is spliced from 4 exons. NCBI's taxonomy places the organism in Eukaryota, Fungi, Ascomycota, Eurotiomycetes, Chaetothyriales, Herpotrichiellaceae. Bases 1 to 1647 code for a protein of 548 amino acids. The record is from RefSeq and is a predicted model, not a curated record.